This is a messenger RNA of Rattus norvegicus (Norway rat), 3266 nucleotides long. RefSeq names its product nerve growth factor receptor (gene Ngfr). Gene Ontology annotation, cellular component: cytoplasm; organelle; dendritic spine. Gene Ontology annotation, biological process: signal transduction; positive regulation of apoptotic process; regulation of cell population proliferation. The coding region runs from base 114 to 1391 and encodes 425 amino acids. NCBI's taxonomy places the organism in Eukaryota, Metazoa, Chordata, Mammalia, Rodentia, Muridae. The record is from RefSeq and is marked validated. Gene Ontology annotation, molecular function: nerve growth factor binding. The transcript is spliced from 6 exons.
CAGCUCCGGCGGGCAGCAGGCGCUGGAGCGCAGCGCAGUUCAGCUCAGCGCAGCACCAUCGGUCUGCGGAGCGGACUGAGCUAGAAGCGGAGCGCUGACGCCGGAGGCGUGCAAUGAGGAGGGCAGGUGCUGCCUGCAGCGCCAUGGACCGGCUGCGCCUGCUGCUGCUGCUGAUUCUAGGGAUGUCCUCUGGAGGUGCCAAGGAGACAUGUUCCACAGGCCUGUACACCCACAGCGGAGAGUGCUGCAAAGCCUGCAACUUGGGCGAAGGCGUGGCCCAGCCCUGCGGAGCCAACCAGACCGUGUGUGAACCCUGCCUGGACAGUGUUACAUUCUCCGAUGUGGUGAGCGCCACUGAGCCGUGCAAGCCGUGCACCGAGUGCCUGGGCCUGCAGAGCAUGUCCGCUCCCUGUGUGGAGGCAGACGAUGCAGUGUGCAGAUGUGCCUAUGGCUACUACCAGGACGAGGAGACUGGCCACUGUGAGGCUUGCAGCGUGUGCGAGGUGGGCUCGGGACUCGUGUUCUCCUGCCAGGACAAACAGAACACAGUGUGUGAAGAGUGCCCAGAGGGCACAUACUCAGACGAAGCCAACCACGUGGACCCGUGCCUACCCUGCACGGUGUGCGAGGACACUGAGCGCCAGUUACGCGAGUGCACGCCCUGGGCUGAUGCUGAAUGCGAAGAGAUCCCUGGUCGAUGGAUCCCAAGGUCUACGCCCCCGGAGGGCUCCGACAGCACAGCGCCCAGCACCCAGGAGCCUGAGGUUCCUCCAGAGCAAGACCUUGUACCCAGUACAGUGGCGGAUAUGGUGACCACUGUGAUGGGCAGCUCCCAGCCUGUAGUGACCCGCGGCACCACCGACAACCUCAUUCCUGUCUAUUGCUCCAUCUUGGCUGCUGUGGUCGUGGGCCUUGUGGCCUAUAUUGCUUUCAAGAGGUGGAACAGCUGCAAACAAAAUAAACAAGGCGCCAACAGCCGCCCCGUGAACCAGACGCCCCCACCGGAGGGAGAGAAACUGCACAGCGACAGUGGCAUCUCUGUGGACAGCCAGAGCCUGCACGACCAGCAGACCCAUACGCAGACUGCCUCAGGCCAGGCCCUCAAGGGUGAUGGCAACCUCUACAGUAGCCUGCCCCUGACCAAGCGUGAGGAGGUAGAGAAACUGCUCAACGGGGAUACCUGGCGACAUCUGGCAGGCGAGCUGGGUUACCAGCCUGAACAUAUAGACUCCUUUACCCACGAGGCCUGCCCAGUGCGAGCCCUGCUGGCCAGCUGGGGUGCCCAGGACAGUGCAACGCUUGAUGCCCUUUUAGCCGCCCUGCGACGCAUCCAGAGAGCUGACAUUGUGGAGAGUCUAUGCAGCGAGUCCACUGCCACGUCCCCAGUGUGAACUCACAGACUGGGAGCCCCUGUCCUGUCCCACAUUCCGACGACUGAUGUUCUAGCCAGCCCCCACAGAGCUGCCCCCUCUCCCUCGGGGAUGGCCCAACGGUCAGAACGGAGCAUCUCUGUGCAGGGCCUCUGUGUUCCCACUCCUGACUCCGUUGCUGCUCCCGAGGGGGCCCUUGCUUCUGACCACCCUCUCCUCAGCAAGAGAGAGAGAGAGGACCACCCGAGCCUGACUUGCUCCAUUUCCAUCUCAGGCCUUUCCUUCCUUUCUACACAUUAGCUGUGUCAGAUCUGGGGGUUUGACACUAGGAGAAGGGAGCGGGGGCACCCCUAAGACUCAGGAGGUACUGAAGAACCAGAGCCAUGGACUCCACACUGUGAACCGGAGAACAAGGGGCGGGGCAUUGUGGUAGGCUAGACCUUCCUUAGCCCCUCCCUUCUCCCCUCUGGCCAAAGAAGAGGAUUACGGACCUAUCUGAGCUGAAAGCAGGUUUGGAACCCAGCCCACACUUCUCUCUCACACACAGGAUGGUAAAACCCAGAGAAAGGCAGGGACUGACCUAGGCCACCCAACCACAGGAAGAACAAAUGAAGGCUGAUACACUCCUUUCUGAAUGAGGGCGUCAAGUGUGCUUGUUGACAGGGAUGGCGUGACUUUCAGGGAAAUAUCUGGAAGCCAUGUCUGCCCCGCCCUCAACCACUUCCAGGCCCCUACCCAACCCUUGUGCAGAUGAACUGUUUGUUCAAGGGCUGGUCCAUUGGUCUAUUCUGAUGGAGUCAAGCUAAGGGCUCAGGCUUAUCCAUAAGGCAUUUGUGGAGAGAUGAAUCUGUUAGUGCGCUCAUUCUUGGCAUAAGCCUGAAGCCAACACGGCCCUUAAUGUCAGCCCUCGGGGUCAGGAACCAAGGACUCCCACCCCACAAUCCAACACUAUACUACAUUACACACACACACACACACACACACACACACACACACACACACAGAGAUAUCUUGCUUUUCUCCCCAUGGCUCUUUUGGGGCUGAGACUAGAUCCUGCUGGGAGUCACUGCCAGUGAGAGAUCCGGAGGGGACAGAGCUGAGCUUCAUGGGGCUGUCUUCCUCGCCCCCGGGUCUGGCAGGCCAAGAAUGACUGCAUCUGAGCUGGUGUCUGUCUUCCAAUGGCCUGUGCGUGGAGGAAAUGCUCCCACUCCUCCCCUUCUUGAAGCUGCCCCCAGAAGACUACAGUGCAAAAGAGCAGACUGGUGUGAGAACACAAGAAAAAGCAGAUGCUGGCCCUGCAGUCUGUGGCAGCUUUCUCCUCAGCUUCAAGGCCCCUGCAAAGGACGGAUUUCCUGAGCACGGCCAGGAAGGGGCAAGAGGGUUCGGUUCAGUGGCGCUUUCUCCCGGCUCCUUGGCCUGUUCUGUUUUGCUUGCUGUUGGAAUGAGUGGGCACCCCCUCUAUUUAGCAUGAAGGAGCCCCAGGCAGGGUAUGCACAGACUGACCACCAUCCCUCCCCACCCAGGGUCCACCCAACCCGGUGAAGAGACCAGGAGCAUUGUACGCAUACGCGGGUGGUAUUUUUAUGGACCCCAAUCUGCAAUUCCCAGACACCUGGGAAGUGGGACAUUCUUUGUGUAUUUAUUUUCCUCCCCAGGAGCUGGGGAGUGGUGGGGGGCUGCAGGUACGGUUUAGCAUGUGUUUGGUUCUGGGGGUCUCUCCAGCCUUGUUUUGGGCCAAGUUGGAACCUCUGGCCCUCCAGCUGGUGACUAUGAACUCCAGACCCCUUCGUGCUCCCCGACGCCUUCCCCUUGCAUCCUGUGUAACCAUUUCUUGGGCCCUCCCAAAACCUACACAUAAAACAUACAUGAUGACCAUUAAAUAGCAAAAAAAAAAAA